Molecule: messenger RNA, 4803 nt
Organism: Nasonia vitripennis (jewel wasp)
Lineage: Eukaryota; Metazoa; Arthropoda; Insecta; Hymenoptera; Pteromalidae
Product: transcription elongation factor SPT5
Exons: 11
Coding region: 468-3962 (1164 amino acids)
Biological process (GO): regulation of DNA-templated transcription elongation; transcription elongation-coupled chromatin remodeling; regulation of transcription by RNA polymerase II
Cellular component (GO): DSIF complex
Molecular function (GO): protein binding; mRNA binding
Source: RefSeq, a predicted model, not a curated record
UUCUGAAUAUUAAAGACAUAUGCUUUACUAGAAAUCGUUAAAAUCAGUUGACUUUAAAGUCAGUAUCAGAGGCACCUAAUAACUCAAUACUGUUACAUCGCAGAAAAAUAUAAGAAGCGUAGCUGUACAACAAAAAAACCGUAUGCUACAAUCAUACAUGUAUAAAAACGCAUAGAUUUCGUAUUCAUGAUAUAUAAAAUUACAAAUAGAAAAGUACACACCCACAAAUUUUGUCAAUCAGGUGAAGUAGAUAAAUUAACGUUAAUUAGAAAAAUACUUAGUGAAACAAUGUUUUUAACUUUUAUAUAAACAAUAAAACAGUGAAUUAGAUUAGACUAAACUAUGUAAAGUAAGGUACAAGUAUAUUCUGUAUACAUUGGACAGCGAGCGACAUCUAGUAAAAAUCGAUAAGACCAAGACUAAAGCUGAGAGUUUUAGCAAAAACUUAAAGAAGCAAAAUAAACAAUAUGUCAGACUCCGAAGAAAGUGUCUACUCUGCUAAUGGGAGUAACCAUGGUGGAAGAAGAGGUGAAGGUAGUGACAGCGAAUAUCACUCUGUCAAAUCUGGAAAUGCCAGUGAAGCUGGCAGUGCAGCUGGUAGUCCUGCCAGAUCUAGAUCCAGAUCUAGAUCACGCAGUGUAUCUAGAAGUAGGAGUCUCUCGGUAACUUCCAGAUCCAGAAGUCGAUCCAGGUUCAGGUCUGGUUCAAGGUCUAGAUCUGGUUCCAGAUCAAGGUCCAGAUCUAGAUCACGCUCGCGUUCAGGAUCUCGAUCAGGAUCUGCAAGGGAUGAUGAAGCAGAGGAAGCAAAUUCGGAAGAAGAACCCGAGCCAGAGGAGGAACCGGAAGGAGAAGACUUGGAUGAGUACGAUGAAGAGGAAGAAGAAGACGAGGACAGACCCAGAAGAAAAAAAAAGAAGAAGGGUCAAGUGUAUGAUUUCAUUAUUCAGGAGGCUGAAGUCGAUGAUGAACCUGAAGAUGACGAGGAAUGGGAAGAAGGAGCGCAAGAAAUAGGGAUCGUAGGAAAUGAGAUUGAUGAAAUUGGUUUGACGGCACGGGAAAUAGAAGGAAGACGAAGAGGCACGAACCUGUGGGAUUCUCAGAAAGAAGACGAGAUAGAAGAGUAUCUCAAAAAAAAAUAUGCUAACGAAUCAGCUGCAGCUCACAGAUUCGGCGAUGGAGGCGAAGAGAUGGGUGACGAGAUCACUCAGCAGACACUACUUCCUGGUGUCAAAGAUCCAAACUUAUGGAUGGUAAAAUGUCGCAUUGGAGAAGAAAAAGCUACGGUCCUGCUGCUGAUGAGAAAAUUCUUGACAUACCAAUUUUCCGGCGAACCAUUACAAAUCAAAUCGGUGGUGGCACCCGAAGGCGUAAAGGGCUACAUCUACAUCGAAGCCUACAAGCAACCGCACGUUAAGGCAGCUAUUGAAAACGUAGGAAAUCUAAGGAUGGGUAUUUGGAAACAACAAAUGGUACCGAUCAAGGAAAUGACGGACGUGAUGCGAGUUGUCAAAGAACAAACCGGUCUCAAAGCUAAGCAGUGGGUGCGUCUGAAGCGAGGUAUCUACAAGGAUGAUAUCGCGCAGGUGGACUACGUCGAUCUAGCACAAAACCAGGUCCACCUAAAACUGCUUCCAAGGAUCGAUUAUACGCGACCCCGAGGAGCCCUGAGAACAGCGCAGAGCGAGUCCGAGGCAAUGAAGCGCAAGAAGAAAAGGCGCCCAUCCGCGAAACCUUUCGAUCCAGAAGCUAUUCGUGCCAUCGGUGGUGAAGUAACCAGUGAUGGUGACUUUCUGAUCUUUGAAGGAAAUAGGUACAGUCGUAAAGGAUUCUUGUACAAGAAUUUUACGACCAGCGCUAUAAUAGCCGAAGGUGUAAAACCGACGUUAUCAGAACUUGAAAAGUUCGAAGAGGCACCCGAAGGAGUAGAUCUUGAACUAAGCGGUGCUCCUGUCACCGGAGUCUCAGCUGGGAAAGAAGACUCGAUAACGCAUACUUUCAGCACAGGUGACAACGUGGAAGUCUGCGAAGGCGAGUUGUUAAACUUGCAAGGUAAAAUUGUUUCCAUCGAUGGAAACAUGAUCAUGGUCAUGCCCAAGCACGAAGAUUUGAAAGAGGCGCUAGAGUUUCAAGCUAGUGAAUUGAGAAAAUACUUCACUAUGGGUGAUCACGUAAAAGUGGUAGCAGGAAGAUAUGAAGGUGACACGGGCCUUAUUGUGCGCGUAGAGCAGAACCGUGUAGUUCUCUUUUCUGACCUAUCGAUGCACGAGCUCGAGGUGCUUCCUCGAGAUCUGCAGCUCUGCUCUGACAUGGCCACGGGUGUCGAUAGCCUCGGUCAAUUCCAAUGGGGUGAUCUUGUCCAGCUGGAUCCACAAACGGUUGGUGUGAUUGUAAGACUCGAACGAGAAAAUUUCCACGUACUGUCGAUGCACGGCAAAGUCGUGGAAGCGAGGCCUCAAGGACUUACUAAGAGGAGAGAGAAUAGGAAUACCGUCGCGUUGGAUUCACAGCAAAACACAAUACAAAAGAAGGACAUUGUUAAAGUUGUCGACGGCCCACAUUCCGGAAGAGGCGGUGAAAUUAAGCAUCUAUACAGGAGCUUUGCUUUCCUCCAUUCUAGAAUGUUUAUAGACAACGGCGGUAUAUUUGUGUGCAAAACUAGACAUUUGCAACUGGCUGGAGGCAACAAAAUGAAUGCGGCCUCGGCGAUGGCACCGAUGAUCAGCGGUUUUAUGUCACCUAGAAUCGCUUCACCAAUGCACCCUAGCGGGACUCCAGCUGGCCGAGGCGGUGGCGGUCUAGGUAGCGGUGGGGGCGGUGGCGGCGGUGGCGGCGGAGGACGAGGUCGUGGCCGAGGUGGCGCACGUCGUGAUCGUGAUCUCAUAGGAACAACUAUUAAGAUUACUAGUGGUCCAUACAAAGGCAAUGUUGGAAUAGUCAAAGAUGCCACUGAAACUACAGCUCGAGUCGAGCUUCACUCCACUUGCCAGACAAUCUCGGUCGACAGAUCUCAUAUUGCCAACGUUGGCGUACCAACCAAGGACGGAGGGUUUAGUAGUUACAGCAGGACACCAGGUUAUGGCGCUGGAAGUCAGACGCCCAUGUAUUCUGGCAGUAAAACGCCUAUGCAUGGAUCGCAGACACCUAUGUAUGAAACUGGAUCGCGAACGCCUCAUUAUGGUUCGAUGACACCAUCGCACGAUGCAGGAUCGCGUACACCAGGACAGUCGGGCGCCUGGGACCCAACGGUCACCAACACCCCAGCUCGAACAAGUGACUUUGACGGGUACAACAUCGAAGAAACAGGCUCACCAGGCUACGCUCCUGGUUAUCCAUCCGGUGGUCCCUUCACACCUCAGACGCCUGGUACUAUGUACGGUUCCGAGCAGAGCUUCGGUCCUUAUCAGCCUAGUCCCAGUCCCGUUGCCAGCGCCACAGCAAGUCCCAGUCCUGCUGCUUAUGGCAGCACACCAUCACCCGCUGGUACAGGAUACACUACCAGUCCUCAUGGAGCCUUUGCUUCGCCUUCGCCUAUGGGUUACAGUCCUAUGACUCCCGGUGGAGUAGGAAGUCCAUACAAUCCGCAAACGCCUGGCUCUACAGUAGAUGCUGGCCACUCUGGCGUUUUUGGCCAGGAAUGGCACACAAUAGAUAUUGAAGUUCGUGUCAGAGACUCUAAUCAGGAUGCAGAUCUAGCUGGGCAACAGGGCUACAUUACGACUAUUUCGGGGGGAAUGUGCACAGUAUUUCUGCCACGCGAAGAUAGAUCAGUAAAUAUUUUAUGCGAUCAACUAGAACCCGUAGUUCCGUCACAAAAUGACAGAGUGAAAGUCAUUAUCGGCGAGGACCGAGAGUCGGUCGGUACGCUUUUAUCAAUUGACAAUCAAGAAGGUGUAUUUAAAUCAAAUGCAGGAGAGGUAAAGAUGUUGCAGCUGCGAUUCUUAUGCAAAAUGAGAUCACCUUAAACCGUUGACGAUUGCCGAUAAACAAUUAUCUUUUGAAGGGCAUAUUAUAUGUAAAUAUUGUAAAUUUUACGCACGAGAUUCUUUGGAAACAAAUAGCGCUUACAUUUUCUUAAUUAUUAUCAUACAAGUUUUAAUCAACUAAAUAAAUGUUGCAAUCGAUAAAAGUGUCAAAAGCAACUUUGUGGCUUUUGAAAGUCGUUUUUAAAUUAUGAAUUGUACAUAUAGCUCGCUUUUUUUUAAUAAAGAAAAAACGAAACUCAAUCAUUAUUUAUUAUGUUACCCACAUUUUUAUUGUAUUUGACACGAUUGUACAUGCAUAAUCUUUUGUACUAUAGUUUGGCAAUAUAAUAUAAUUAGCGGCUGUAUAUCGCUGUUAUGUGUUCCAAAAUAUAAAUGCCUGUUUGCGAGAGAAAGCCUCAUCUUUUUGUCGUGAAGCUUUUCUCUGCUCUGUUAAAAAACUGAGAAAAUUUCACCGAUUUUCACGGUUGUGAUACAUAUGUAUUGUCAUCAUUUUUUAUAUGCUAUUUUUGAUUAAAAAAUGCUCAUACUUUUCGAGAAAAUAAUUCAGCUAUAAAAAUAAAAAAAAUAAAAAUGAUAUAUUUAUGAUGAACAUAUAGGAAAAAGCCGAGCUAGCUCUAGCAGCUAGCUUGAAAAUCAAAACUAAAAUAUCUAUAAAAUUUCUUACUCCAAACUCUGUGAGUUGGAUUUGAAUAAAAUCAAAGACAGAUGAAUAAGUACUAUAAAAGUCAGUAGGCGCCUCAUUAAUCCCUCUCAAUGUCACACUGACGCGAUACUCACCGCUGUCAAUACGUAUUUAAUAAAUAUCAUAAUAAAAUAAGUA